This is a messenger RNA of Dendrobium catenatum, 834 nucleotides long. RefSeq names its product probable ubiquitin-conjugating enzyme E2 16. Bases 131 to 616 code for a protein of 161 amino acids. Lineage: Eukaryota; Viridiplantae; Streptophyta; Magnoliopsida; Asparagales; Orchidaceae. The record is from RefSeq and is a predicted model, not a curated record. The transcript is spliced from 6 exons.
CGCAUUCGUCUCCAUCCUCCACCACGGGACUGGGGGGCGAUGAUAUAUGCAGGCUCUCGCCAUUUGAGAGGUUUGCUAUAACUAUUUCUCUCUCUCUUUUGCGCUUAACUCCGCUCUAUUUCAGUGAAGGAUGAUCAGCUCCGCCGCUACAUCUCACAAGGUCCUAAGCAAAAUCGCCAGUGGCCGGCUCCAGAAGGAGCUUGUCGAAUGGCAGGUCAACCCUCCUUCUGGCUUCAAGCACAAGGUCACUGAUAAUCUCCAGAGUUGGAUCAUCGAGGUUGUUGGAGCCGCGGGGACACUCUAUGCGAACGAGACGUACCAACUCCAGGUCGAUUUUCCUGAACACUAUCCCAUGGAAGCACCGCAGGUUAUUUUCCUCCCGGCCGCGCCCUUGCAUCCUCACAUUUAUAGCAACGGUCAUAUUUGUUUAGAUAUCUUAUACGAUUCAUGGUCACCGGCAAUGACUGUGAGUUCUAUCUGCGUCAGCAUUGUAUCCAUGUUAUCAAGCUCCACCAGAAAGCAACGCCCUGCAGAUAAUGACCGCUAUGUCAGGAAAUGCAAGAAUGGCAGAUCUCCUAAGGAAACAAGGUGGUGGUUCCAUGAUGACAAAGUCUGAAAAUCUAUGGUAUUUCCAGUCAUCAUUUCAAACCUCUCUUACAGAUUCUGAAGUUUUUUUUCAUUGAGGGUUUCUGAACCUUUUAUAGAAGUGAUCCAUGGUGUUUGUAAAGGAAAAAAAGUUGUAUUAAUAAUGUCAUAUAAGAGCUGUAAUGUUUUAUGAUGUCGAAUGUUGGUCAUUAAAAGAGAAAUAUAAUACUAAGUUAAGUGUUGCAAAUA